AGUCAAGAGUGUUGAUACGAUUGCUCUUCUUAGAGAUGGUCAAAUAAUCGAUAAUUGUAGCAACAUGCACAACAUGUUGAGCGAUAAGCUGGCAAAUGAACAUGAAACUGGCAACGAAAUGUUCAAACGCAGACAGCGCGAAAUAAAUAAAUAAAUGCGCAAGCGACAAAUAUAAAAAAUAAAUAAACAGCAGCAAAGACUAAAAACUAAAUAAAGCAAAUUUAUAAAAAGUAAAGCAAGCGCUUGAAGCAACAAAGAGCGAAAACUUUUUUCUAAUACUUGUAAUUGAAAAGCCGCCAAAAUUACGACGUAUCAUCCACCCACGCCCAAAGUCAAACAGAACCCGGCCAAUAUGGACAAUACGUCCGGGCCGGGUGCGUUUGACGAUGAGCCGCCGCCAGAGCCACGCGAUGGUUGGUUGCUGGUGCGCAUACAUGUGCCGGAGCUGAAUGUGUACAAAUGUCUGCAGUUUCCAUCGGAGCGUUUGGUGUGGGAUGUUAAGCAGCAGGUGCUGGCGUCGCUGCCAAAGGUGGCAUUCUGGUUUAAGGAGCUCAAGGAGAGCUUUAACUAUGGACUGUUUGCACCGCCUGUAAAUGGCAAAGCGGGCAAAUUUUUAGAUGAGGAGCGACGCCUGGGCGAUUAUCCAUUCAACGGACCUGUAGGCUACUUGGAGCUCAAAUACAAGCGUCGCGUUUACAAAAUGCUUACGCUGGACGAACGUCAGCUGAAGGCUUUGCAUACACGCGCCAAUCUGCGUCGCUUUUUGGACUGCAUCAAUGGCGGACAUGUGGAGAAAAUUGCAAAAAUGUGUGCCAAGGGUUUGGAUCCGAAUUUUCAUUGCUCCGAAAGCGGCGAAACGCCACUGACUGUGGCCACGGGCGCCAAGAAGCCCAACAAGCUGCUCAUAGCGCUAGUCAAUGGUGGCGCGCUGUUGGAUUAUCGCACCAAGGAUGGCACCACAGCGCUACAUCGCGCCGUCGAGCAUGAUUCGCUGGAGGCAGUGAGCACUUUGCUGGAGCUGGGCGCUUCGCCCAAUUAUCGCGACGGGCGUGGCAUUACGCCUUUGUAUAUAUCGAUAACACGCAAAUGCGAGGCAAAGAUUACAGAGAGCCUGCUGCAUGAUCAUGCCACGUUGGGCAUACAGGACAGUCAGGGCUGGAAUGAGGUGCAUCAGGCCUGUCGGCACGGCCUGGUGCAGCAUCUGGAACACUUGUUGUUCUACGGUGCCGAUAUGGAUGGACGCAAUGCGUCCGGUAAUAGCCCGUUGCAUGUUUGCGCUGUUAACAACCAAGAGGCUUGUGCUAGAAUGCUUCUCUUUCGCGGCGCACAACGCGGUGCCCAGAACUUUGCCAACCAAACUCCCUAUCAGGUUGCUGUCAUAGCGGGCAACUUGGAGCUUGCCGAAAUAAUUGAGAACUACAAAUCGGAGGAUAUUGUGCCCUUCCGGGGACCACCGCGCUACAAUCCGAAACGGCGCUCAGGCAUUGGUUGGCUAAAUGCCAAUGGGGCCGCCGGUGCAGCACUGUUGGCUGCGGCUGGCGGUGGCCUUGGUGGUGCAGGUGGACUAGGCAGUGUUAACGGCAGCCUGAUGGGCACACUAUCGCGCCAGCAGUUGCAACAGCUGCAGCCGCCGCCGCAACAGCAGCAGCAUCAUCAACAGCAGCAACAUCAGCUUGGCCCACAUUUGCACCACCAGCACCAGCAGCCGCAUCUGCUGCAGCUGCAUGGGCCACCCUCGCCAUGCCCAUCGGAGCACAUGUUGGGCGCCUACAGCUCGGCCAGCUCGAGUCUAUCCGAAGGCUCGUCAGGACAUCGCUCGCACGAGGACGACAUCAGCAUUGUAACAGAUAAAUCGCUGGGCGACACCAGCGACAUCAUAAGCGACUCCAGCGGCGUGGGCACCAACUCGGACUCGGCCGCGUGCUCCAUUGGGCAUCCCAGCACUACGGUUGUGUGCAUGGAGCCCUACGCCGGCAAUACAGUGGGUCACAUACGUCUGCAGCCUGGCGAUGUUAUCGAAGUUGUUGGCAGCACCGACUGCGGCCUGCUCGAGGGCUACGUGCGCGGCACCAAUCAGUCGGGCUUCUUUCCUGCCGACUGCGUGCAGGAGGUGAAUCUGCGCCAGAAGCACAUAACCAAUGUCAUGACUGCCAGCACUGGGAUGCCACAGCAGCAGCUCCAACAGCAACAACAGCAGCAGCAAUCGUCCUACCAAGGCUCGCCACAGUUGAGUCUAGGUGGGCACUCGGGAAGCUCCAGCACACUGCUGCAGCAGCCGCAUCAGUCGCCAUCGCUAUCCAUGAACAGCAAUGGCAGCUGCCAGCAGCAGCAGCAACAGCAACAACAACAGCAGCAGCAGCAACAUCAGCUGGACAAUGGCGGCGGCGGCAUGUCCAAUCUUACAAUUGGGCAAUACAGCAGCGCUACAGCUCCACGAAUUAAGAAGGGCGCCUACAAUGCGCCUCGUUCAGUUGUUUUGCAUCGCGCCAAGCGCGGCUUUGGCUUUAUACUGCGCGGCGCCAAGGCCAGCUCACAGUUGAUGCAGCUGCGUCCGUCGGAGCGCUUUCCAGCACUGCAAUAUUUGGACGAUGUGGAUCCGGGCGGUGUAGCCGACAUGGCAGGACUGCGUCCAGGCGACUUUUUGUUGACCAUAAAUGGUGAAGAUGUUAGCGCCGCUUCGCAUGAGCAGGUGGUGGAAAUGAUACGUUCGGCUGGCGCUUUGGUCAACAUGACUGUCAUUUCGCCACAAUUUCCGCAUCAGAUGCAGGCUACGGCGCAGUAUUUGCCCAGCGGCGCGCGUGUGGGCGGACAACUCUCGAGCGGACCGAGCACGCCACAAAGCUCGCAUAGGCAAUGCGCCACUUUGCCCAGAAAGAUGUCCAUGGGUCCGGGCAGUCAUGUUAGUGCUGGUGGUGGCGGCUCUUCGGCUGGUGGUAGCGUGCGCAUGGCGCCCAUGCCGCCGCGUCGUGAUCCGAAGACAACGUUAAGCGUGGGACGCGCACGUGCCAAGUCCAUGGUGGCUGGCUUGGAGAAUGGCGGCGAAAAGGAGGACGAACUGCCGCACACCAAGUCCAAUUCGGUGGAGUCCAUUGCCACGCCCACGCCCACACAUCCGGGCACGCCCGUGCAGCUGCGCACGGCCAGCAUCAAGGCGCGUCCCACCUCCAGUCGCAUUACCGCCGCCGAGCUGGAGGAGCUGUUCCAGCGCCAGCAGGGCGAGGGCAGCGCUGCAGGCGCCAAUCGCUAUGCCACCAUGAUGACCAGCUCGCGCUUCCAGUCGGGCACAGACAGCGGCGCUGCCACGCCCCCAGCCACCAAUGGGUCGCCGCUGCGCACUGGUCCGCUCGUGUACGGCAGUGUUGCCGAGAUGAAGCGCAAAACGGCGCGCAGCAAACAUGGCAGCGGCACGCUGCGUGGCAAGCCCGUGGCCACGCCCACAGUGGGCGGCGCAGUUGCUGGCAGCGGACGUGACUUGAAGCGUUUUCAUUCCACGCCAGAUUUGCAUGGGCCGCAGCUGGGCUCGGCCUCGUCCAUUUGGCAGGUGGCCAGCAAGGGACAUCACUCCCAGGAUGAUGUGGCCACGUUGCAUGCCUCGCUGCAGCGCCUCAAUGUGGCAGGCGAGCGUGAAGCGAAAGGCGGCGCAGUCUUACCGCCGCCCAAUCAUCCACCGCCGCCGCCGCCAGUGGGUCAAGUGGUCAAGGUGGAGACACGCAGCAGCGUCUCGGAAUACGAGAGCACGCUGUCCUUGCAACAGAAGCUGAAGAAGCGCACCGAGAACGAUGCGGUCACUUCGGCUGCCAUCGAUGGAGUCCAAAGCAGUUUCAAUCCCUCGGCUAAUGCCAAGAUUUAUGCAUCGCCGCAGGAGCUGCGCAAUGUAAUGGCCUGGAAGCUGCGCCAGCAACAACAGCAGCAGCAACAACAGCAGCAACAGCAGCAGCAACAGCCGCAGGAGCAACCACAACAGCAGCAGCAACAAAUACACGUUAGUCAAUAUGCCGCGCCCACACAGUUGCGUGCAACAGCAAAUGCAACGCUAGUCUCGCACUAUGCAGCGCCACAGGUGCAACAGCAGCAACAAGCGCCGCCAGCAGCAGCAGCAGCAGCUGCUCCAUCAACGCCACCAGCACCGCCACCGCCAGCGCCACCAGCGCCCGUACAACAGCAGCAGCCACAAUCCAAUGGAUCUGCUGCUGCUGCACCACCCAUACCCGAACCCGACUACAGCUGCAGCGAGUCCGAUGGCGAGGAUGAGAACUCAAUUCUGGUGGCACGCAAUACAAAAUUGAAUGAGAAAAUAACGCUGUUCGAUGUGCCCGAGACCAGCGGCAAUAGUCAAGCCAGCGGCAGCAGCUCCGCUUCUGGCUCUGGUGGCUCCAUAUCGCAUUCGUUGUCCGUGGAGGAAAUACAACGCAUACGCAGCAAUUUGAAAACAUCCAAGUCCUCGCCCAAUGGAUUUUUGAAGAAAGACGAUGAGCCACAGCAGCAGCAGCAACAGCAACAAUUGCAGCCACCGCCAGCAGCAGCAGCAGCGGGUGAGGAUGAAUGCGACAACAGCAGCUCAGGCGUAAGCAGCGAUCAGGAGCUGCUGGCCAUGGGCAAACCCACAGACACCAUCAAGAAGAAGCCAAGUGUUACCAUUGUGGAGGAACCCAAGACCAUACCAGAUCAGCCAGUUAAACAGUUGAACAAAACAACCAUCAGCAUUGGCGCCAAUGCCAAGCUCAGCAGCAACAGCAAUGUGGCACAUGUUGCCGCCGCCUAUGAAGCGGCCACCAAGUGCAACAACAAUCUGAACAACAAUCACAACAGCAGCAACAACAACAGCACAGCAGCAGCCACAACCACAUUGACUGUUAAGCAGCUGGUGCAACAGCAACAUGCGCCAGUUAUACAGCAACAGUUGAGCGGCAACAAGCCCACAGCAAUUGUUACCGGGCAAAAGUUGCAGACAGUUGGACCCACAGGCAAAGUAUUGAGUCCACAGGUGCUGGGACGCAUACCCAAUGUGCAUCACCAGCAGCAGCUGCAGCAACAGCAGCAACAACAACAACAGCAGCAGCAGCAGCUAAAUCCCAAUCAAAAGCUCAUUGCUACACAGCAGCAGAUAUUGCAACAGCAGCAGCAACAGCUCGCACAUCAGCAACACUUGCAGCAAAUUUUAAAAGCCAAGGCUGCAGCUGCUGGUGGUGCCAGCACUGCCGCCUUGGUGGCCAAACAGCAGCAGCAGCUGCACAAAGGGCAAAGCCACGAGUCGGAGAUGGAACAACGCUCCGACUUGGAGGAUGACGAUGGCGAACUGAGUCCCUCGCCGCCAGCCAAAGCGUUCCAGCGUCACAAUUCGCUGACACGCAAGCAGGCGGCGGCCAUUGCCAUGCAGCGUGGCGCCACACGCAGUUCGGCAGUGUCGUUGGUGCAGCUGCCGCCGCCUUUGGAGGCGGACAGCGAUGGCGAGAGCCUGCAGCAGCAGCAGCAACAGCAACUGCAGCAGCAGCAGUCGCAACAGCAACAUCAGCAGCAGCAGCUGGCCACGCACAUUGUGGGCAUGUUGCCCAGCGGCCAAUUGGUGGCAGUGCCAUCUGCAGCUGUUGCGGCCGCUGCUGCCGCCGCCGCUGUACCGCAGCAGCCAGGCGGCAGCAACAACAACAUGCAAUUUGGCACAGAGAAUUUGGUGUUGGCGCCGCCGCCGCAAUUCUGUGAUUGCAACGAUGCCAAGCAUGCGCCGCAAUAUCAUCCCCAACAGCAGCAGCAACAGUUGCAACAGCAGCAAUUGCUGCAGCAACAGCGCCAUCAGCAGCAGCUGCAAAUGUUGCAGCAACAGCAGCAGCUACAACAGCAGCAGCAGCAACAUCAGCGUCUAAGCGGUGGCGCUGGUCCAGGCGCUGUGGGCACGCUGGGACGCGUGCGCAUUGUCGGCGCCAUGCCCAAGGCCAACCAUCAUCGGUUGCACUAAAGCAACAGCAACACACAGCAGCAAUCAUAAGUUAAACUUAAGCGUAAACAUUUGCCAAAUUGUUAAUGAAAUAACAAACAAAAAACAGAAAAUAUUGUUAGUGUUAGUUAACGAACAGUCAUUGCCAUUCACAACGAAUAGCUGCACUCGAAAUAGACAUUCACACACACACACACAAACAAUUGCCAAUAGCACUGCAUAUGCAAAAUUCGAAUUACAAGUGCAAACAACAUAAAUAAUAAUUAAUUAGCGCAUUAGCCGAUGCACUUUAAUUUUAAUCUGUUUAAGUUCUACAAACGAAAAGAAUGAAAGUGAAACAUUAAUAUUAUUUUUAUUAUAUUUAUUGCGUGUGAUAUAAAUUUAUGUACGCGGCGUUAGCGCAGCAACAAGUUAAACAACAAACAACAAAAAAGCAUAAUUAAUUAAUUAUAUACAUAUAUUAAACAUGUUAAGUAAAGCUCAAUAUGUAGUCAUUAGCAAAUGCAUUGAGAGCAAACUGAGCGCGUUAAUCCGAUGCUGACAGUUUGCUUUCGAUGCGCCGAGCAUUUGUGGUGAAAAUAUUUAAUUAAUUCAACAAUAUUCUCACUACAAAUACACACAUACAUACACAUACGUAUUACUAUAAAAAAUUAGCGAGUGUUGUUAGGCUCAAGGCUCAUUUUUCUUCAGCAUCCAUCCAUAAAUCAUGCGUAACGUUAAAGCACAAAAAAAAAAACAAAAACAAUGAACAUUUAAUAUUUAACACAUUCAUUAUAAACAUAUAAAACUCAGCAUUUAGCGUACGUUUUUUAUACGUAAACAUAUUAAGCACGUCGUAAACCAAUAAUAUGAACAGCAACAAUAAUAUUUGAAUUUUUGCGCAUUUAGCCCAAGUUUCUCGAGUCAAGUCUAGUAAACUAACUACAAUACUAAACUAAAACGCGUUUUUAAACACAUAUGUAAUUCAUUGAGUGGCGUACUUUUUAGAGAAAAUAACGGAAACGUCUUGAAUGGAAAGUCGUAAAUUUUUGCUAGUAAAAUUUACAGAUUUUUACUUUUAACCGAAACACUUUUUUUGUAACCAUUGUUUUUUAGAGCAAAACUUUAAAAAAAUACAUACAACAAAUUUUUGAAAAUGGUUCUCAAAUUAUAAAUAAUAGACAACCAAACUUAUAUAAAAAAGCAAAAGCAAACCGAAACAGUUAAUGGUAUUUAAAUGUUCACGAGUAACAAUUAUUAUAAACUAAGGCUGAUUUUAUUGCAUCAUAGUGCAGACAGUAUAAAAAUAUAUAUGAACGCAAGAACCGCGUGCAGUUUAUUAAACACUAGCAACCAUUGAGCAUAGUUCAUACGCAAGCAUUUAAUUGUUAGCAACAAUUUAAUAAGCAAGAAGCAGCAAAGUCGCAAAUUGCAUACAUUUGAAUAAUUAUUGUAUUGAAGGAUAAUAAGGCAGGCAUAUGAAAAGCAGAAGCAAGCAAGAAACGUUUAGAAUUGGCAAAAUGCACCUUUGCACUAGCAUCUAAGUGUUGAAAAGUUAUUAAACCUACGCAUAUAAAUUAUAUAUAUAUUGGCAAACUUAGCUUAUAAUUAGAUUUUAGCACAUACACACACAUACAUACACUAUUUAGUUAACGCAAUAGUCGCUAAUUAUUUGUAAAUUGUUUUAGUUUCCCCACAUCAUCCUCCCCCUACCCCAUCCCUACCCACACUAAACUAGUUGCUUUUAGCUUAAGUUGCAUGCUAGCUUCAAACAUGUCAAGUGCUCAUGCAAGUCCUACCUAUGUAUAACUAACUAACUAUAUUCUAACAAUAUGCAUACGAUAUAUAAUUAUAUAUGCAGUACAUAGUAUGUCGAGUAAACAGCAGUGAACGAGAGUUAGAGCGAAAGCAAGUGCAGCAAGCCAGAGAGAGAAUACUUAUUGAAUAUG
Molecule: messenger RNA, 7857 nt
Organism: Drosophila busckii
Lineage: Eukaryota; Metazoa; Arthropoda; Insecta; Diptera; Drosophilidae
Gene: Prosap
Product: AF4/FMR2 family member 4
Exons: 12
Coding region: 353-5950 (1865 amino acids)
Cellular component (GO): dendritic spine; postsynaptic density; postsynaptic membrane
Molecular function (GO): synaptic receptor adaptor activity; ionotropic glutamate receptor binding
Source: RefSeq, a predicted model, not a curated record